CAAUGAAGACCCAUGGCCAGUAAAGGCUUCAUAUACAAACUCACACAUCACUAAGCUUAAAUUUCAAACUUCUCUGCAAUAGUAUGGAGGAAAAGCUUCAUAAUCCUCUCUUCUUAUUUCUCAUCCCAAUCACUACAAUUGUUGAACAGCCCUCCACCAGAAAACCCAUCUAAUACUGGAUCCUGAUCAUAGGGGAACCACGCAGCCACCGCAGUAGUUUCAGCACAGAAGAUCUUAGCUUGAUCAGCUCCAGUUACCUAAUUGAAGUUCUCAGAGCGAAUUCUACGGUUUUCGCGUAUUUUUUUUACUUCGAAUUCAUUUUAGUGAUCUAACUGAUGGUUUGAGCAAUCCAAGAGCUCUUUGAGAAGCUUAGACACUUUACAGUAAAGCUUGAGAUAGAGAAGCUUUCAUGGUUACAGACACAGGCAAGAGAAGUGAAAUGGGUGAAGUGAAUAAGGAGGAGAAAUUGCCACCGGGAUUUCGAUUCCACCCUACCGAUGAAGAACUUGUUACUUACUAUCUUAUCAACAAGAUCUCUGAUGCAAAUUUCACUGGAAAAGCAAUAGCUGAUGCUGAUCUUAACAAAAGUGAACCAUGGGACCUUCCAGGGAAGGCAAAAAUGGGAGAGAAAGAGUGGUAUUUUUUCAGUCUUCGAGAUCGAAAAUAUCCUACCGGAGUACGAACAAACCGUGCCACGAAUUCUGGAUACUGGAAGACAACGGGGAAGGAUAAGGAGAUCUUCAAUAGUGUAACCUCAGAGUUGGUUGGGAUGAAGAAGACAUUGGUUUUCUAUAGAGGGAGAGCUCCUAGAGGAGAGAAAACUAACUGGGUCAUGCAUGAAUACAGGCUCCAUUCCAAGACAACCUUCAGAAGUUCAAAGGAUGAAUGGGUUGUUUGCCGUGUCUUCCAGAAGAGUGCUGGAGUGAAGAAGUACCCUUCCAACCCAACAAGAAAUAAUCCAUACAAUCUUGAAAUGGGUCCAAGUGUCAUACCACAAUUUAUGCCAACUGACACGUAUCACUUCCCUAUUGGAAGAAACUACGGCAACCCUGAGCUGGCAGAGCUUGCAAGGGUCUUAAGGGUCUCCAAUAAUGGUGGGAGCAUUCCAGUCCAAUCUCACUUGAACUACCCAGGCUGUUUUACAAUAUCUGGUUUAAAUUUGAACCUUGGAGCUGGGUCGACUCAACAGCCAGUGUUCAGGGCAAUGCCACCACCACCAACCAUGAACCAACCUCUGGCGACAGAAGCAUCUUCCUCCAUGUUGGCCAAUGGCAUGCUUACAACUCAUGACACUGGCUUCAGUCAAGAAAUGCCCGCGCCUGGCCAUGGUAGGUACCAAAACAUGGACCAGUGUGUGGAUCUUGAGAGCUACUGGCCUUCAUACUAAGGAAGUCAGGCUUGAUAGAGAACAAGGAGAUGAGAUCGAAGCAGAAGCCAGAGGCCUCUUCCUGGGAUCAAAGUAGUCUUGCAAAUGAGAUAUGGAGAAGUAGAGAUCUGGACAGAUUCUUCUUCGAUAAUGGAGGCUUUGAUUCCGAAGAAUAUGGCAGAAGGCUGGCCGGGGGGAUGUUUUAGAACACUACUUGAGAUUCAUCUCUGUUGUUCCAGUUUCAAAACCUUGAACACAGAGUCUCUUAUGUAUGCUUUAGCUAGGAAUGGCAGAGAUCACAUCAGAGGGUAACAAAUUAGACAAAAAAGAAGAACAUUUCAUCAAUCAUCAACUAAUAAAAUCCUUGACUUUAUAAAGGAAUA
Macadamia integrifolia is the source of this 1749-nucleotide messenger RNA. RefSeq names its product NAC domain-containing protein 92. Gene Ontology annotation, biological process: regulation of DNA-templated transcription. The transcript is spliced from 5 exons. Bases 410 to 1387 code for a protein of 325 amino acids. Gene Ontology annotation, molecular function: DNA binding. NCBI's taxonomy places the organism in Eukaryota, Viridiplantae, Streptophyta, Magnoliopsida, Proteales, Proteaceae. The record is from RefSeq and is a predicted model, not a curated record.